GCUCACCACUGUCAGCCCAGUUCCAUUUCCCGCUGGCAGAGCGCCGAGCUCCGGAGAGUUAUCGCUGCGGUGGUCGCGAUGGGAAAGUCAGAUUUUCUUACCCCCAAGGCCAUCGCCAACAGGAUCAAAUCCAAGGGACUUCAGAAGCUGCGCUGGUAUUGCCAGAUGUGCCAGAAGCAGUGCCGGGACGAGAAUGGCUUUAAGUGUCAUUGUAUGUCUGAAUCUCAUCAGAGACAACUAUUGCUGGCUUCAGAAAAUCCUCAACAGUUUAUGGAUUAUUUUUCAGAGGAAUUCCGAAAUGACUUUCUAGAACUUCUCAGGAGACGCUUUGGUACUAAGAGAGUUCACAACAACAUUGUUUAUAACGAGUAUAUCAGCCACCGAGAGCACAUCCAUAUGAAUGCCACUCAGUGGGAGACUCUGACUGAUUUUACCAAGUGGCUGGGCAGAGAAGGCUUGUGCAAAGUAGAUGAGACACCAAAAGGCUGGUAUAUUCAGUAUAUAGACAGGGACCCAGAAACUAUCCGUCGGCAACUAGAACUAGAGAAAAAAAAGAAGCAGGACCUUGAUGAUGAAGAAAAAACUGCUAAAUUUAUUGAAGAACAAGUCAGAAGAGGUCUGGAAGGGAAAGAACAGGAUACUCCUGUUUUUACAGAAUUAAGCAGAGAAAAUGAUGAAGAGAAAGUGACAUUUAAUUUGAAUAAAGGAGCAUGUAGUUCAGCAGCAACAUCUUCCAAGUCAAGUUCUUUAGGACCAAGUGCCUUGAAGGUGAUAGAGACCACAGCAUCAGUGAAACGGAAAACACCUUCCCAGAGCUCAGCUCAACCCAAAGAAAAGAAGAAAAAGAAAUCUGCACUUGAUGAAAUCAUGGAGAUUGAAGAGGGAAAGAAAAGAGCCGCCCGAACAGACUACUGGCUGCAGCCUGAAAUUGUCGUGAAAAUUAUAACCAAAAAACUUGGGGAAAAAUAUCAUAAGAAAAAGGGCAUUGUUAAGGAAGUAAUUGACAAAUAUACAGCUGUUGUAAAGAUGAUUGACUCUGGGGACAAGCUGAAACUUGACCAGACUCAUUUAGAAACAGUAAUUCCAGCACCAGGAAAAAGAAUUCUUGUUUUAAACGGAGGCUACAGAGGAAAUGAAGGUACCUUAGAAUCCAUCAAUGAGAAGACCUUUUCAGCUACUAUAGUCAUUGAAACUGGCCCUUUAAAAGGACGCAGAGUCGAAGGAAUUCAGUAUGAAGACAUCUCUAAACUUGCUUGAGUUUGAAAAUUUGUUAACAUAUUAAAAAUCCUAAAGCAUCAAAUUGGUGUUUGCCAAGGCACUAUAAGACUCUACUGUGUUAGGGUAUUUCUUUUGUAUAAAACAAAUGGAUUUAUUUAAAUAUUACUGUACAGUUGUUUAGCUAAACU
Molossus molossus (Pallas's mastiff bat) is the source of this 1406-nucleotide messenger RNA. RefSeq names its product Kin17 DNA and RNA binding protein (gene KIN). Gene Ontology annotation, cellular component: nucleus. Bases 79 to 1257 code for a protein of 392 amino acids. The transcript has 13 exons. Gene Ontology annotation, biological process: DNA damage response; DNA replication. NCBI's taxonomy places the organism in Eukaryota, Metazoa, Chordata, Mammalia, Chiroptera, Molossidae. Gene Ontology annotation, molecular function: double-stranded DNA binding. The record is from RefSeq and is a predicted model, not a curated record.